CACGCUGGAGGAGCGAGUGGAUGUAUGUGUGUGACUUUCAUCUCAUCUUCUGGACGUCUUGCGGAGAAAGGAAUCACUUUGAUUGGCUGGAUUUUUGUGGAUAAUAAUGCAUAUAUGUGUUUUCUUUUUUUAACCAUGUCGUAUUAACUUCAUUGGAGUCAUGCAUUACUAUUUUGGAGCUUGUUUCUCAGUAGUGUUCUUAAUUUUGACGUUUUGGACUGAGGUGUGCCAGUCGUCGGGUUAUUUGGAGCUCCAGUUGAUCAGUGUGGAGAAUAACAGGGGUGAGCUCGCGAAUGGAAACUGCUGUGACGGCGCACGGAGCGCACGAGACGGUCUGUGCGACCGGGACGAAUGUGACACGUACUUAAGAGUGUGUCUAAAGGAAUACCAGUUGGAGGUCACCACAUCUGGCUUUUGUACGUACGGCACUGGAAGCUCGAGCGUGAUCGGAGGGAAUACGUUUCAGUUGAAAGGAUUCAAUGGAAACCCAAACAGGGCCAAUGACCUCGGGACCGUUAUCAUCCCCUUUCAGUUCGCCUGGCCGCGAGCGUACACUCUGAUCGUGGAGGCUUGGGACUGGGACAAUCAAACGAUCUCAGACAGCAGUGAUGAUCUGUUGAUCGAGAGGAGUGUUAAUCGUGGAGAAAUGAACCCUGGAGAGGAGCGACAGCUCAUUCAGCACAAGGGCCGAACAGCCAGCAUCCAGUACAGUGUGCGUGUGCGCUGCGACCGCCAUUACUACGGCAACAAGUGCAACAAACAGUGUCGCCCCCGAGACGAUUACUUUGGCCAUUACACGUGCGAUCAGUCCGGCAAUCAGCAGUGCAUGGAGGGCUGGACCGGACAAGAUUGCAAGAAAGCUAUCUGUAAGCAAGGCUGCAGUGAACUUCACGGAAGCUGUGACACUCCGGGAGAAUGUGUGUGUAAGUACGGCUGGCAGGGCCCACUGUGCGAUGAGUGUUUACUGUACCCGGGCUGUGUGCAUGGCACCUGUAUGAAACCCUGGACCUGCACCUGUGAGAAGAACUGGGGAGGACUUCUGUGUGACAAAGAUCUAAAUUACUGUGGCACACACAAGCCCUGUGUAAAUGGAGGCACGUGUCUGAAUACAGAGCCAGAUGAAUAUUUCUGCUCCUGCCCAGAGGGUUACUCUGGCAAAAACUGUCAAAUCGCCGAGCAUGCGUGCAUGUCAAACCCAUGUGCAAAUGGUGGGACAUGUCAUGAGCUGGUAUCAGGGUUUGAGUGCCAGUGUCCCCCAGGGUGGGAUGGCCCAACUUGUGCUAAAGACAAAGAUGAGUGCAUGUCAAACCCGUGCGCUCAUGGGGGGACCUGCUUUGAUCUGGAGCAUGGCUUUGAAUGUUUAUGCCUCCCACAGUGGACUGGCAAGACCUGCCAGAUAGAUGUGAAUGAGUGUACAAGGAGACCUUGUCUAAAUGCUUACGCUUGUAAAAAUCUAAUUGGUGGAUAUCACUGCAACUGCUACCCGGGCUGGGCGGGACCGAACUGUAAUAUCAAUUUCAACAGCUGUUACGGUCAGUGUCAGAAUGGAGGAACCUGUCAGGAUGGUCGUCAUGGUUACGUGUGCCAGUGCCAGCCGGGCUUCAUGGGAAGACACUGCGAAGUGCAGCAAAGCAGGUGUGCCAGCUCCCCUUGCCAAAAUGGUGGACGCUGCCGUUCGCUGGCCACUGGUUAUGAGUGUGAGUGUCUGUAUGGAUACACCGGAACCAACUGUGAGCUGCAGGUGGAUCUAUGCAGUCCAAACCCGUGUCAGAAUAAAGGCCAGUGUCACUCUAUGCAGGGAGAUUUUUACUGCGCCUGCGCAGAUGAAUAUGAGGGGAAGACAUGUAGUCAGCUGCGAGACCAUUGCAAAAUCAGCACCUGCCAAGUGAUUGACAGUUGUACUAUUGCCGUGACAACUAAUGGCACAGCAAAAGCAGUUUGGCACAUCUUAUCAAAUGUGUGUGGUCCUCACGGGCGCUGCAUCAGUCAGUCAGGAGGAAACUUCACCUGUGCCUGCCAACCAGGAUUCACUGGGACAUACUGUCAUGAGAAUAUAAAUGACUGUGCAUCAUCUCCUUGUCAGAAUGGAGGAACAUGCAUUGAUGACAUUGACUCCUUUCGCUGUGUCUGUCCUGAUGGCUUUGAUGGGCAACUCUGUGAGCUGGAGGUGAAUGAGUGUAGCGGUGAGCCUUGUCUAAAUGGAGGUAUGUGCAUCGAUCUGCUGAAUGAUUUCUACUGUCGCUGCACUGACAACUGGAAAGGAAAGACGUGUAACUCGCGAGACAAUCAGUGUGAUUCCAGUACAUGCUCUAAUGGAGGAACAUGCUAUGAUCAUGGCGACUCAUUCCGAUGUGCGUGUCCCUCUGGUUGGGGUGGCAGUACCUGUAACACAGCCAUGAACAGCUCCUGUGAAUCUGGUCCGUGUCUAAAUGGCGGGACUUGUAUUGGAGGGGGCAGCAUCUUCACCUGCAUCUGUAAGGAUGGAUGGGAUGGGCCUACCUGUGCUCAAGAUGUUGAUGACUGCAACCCUCAUCCAUGUUAUAAUGGGGGACAGUGUGUGGAUGGGGUCAACUGGUUUCGCUGUGAGUGUGCACCUGGAUUUGCAGGACCUGACUGUCGCAUCAACAUAGAUGAGUGUCAGUCCUCUCCCUGUUCGUAUGGAGCCACAUGUGCGGAUGAGAUUAAUGGAUAUCGCUGUCUUUGCCCCAUGGGACGAGCUGGACCACGCUGCCAGGAGUUUAUUGGCGUUGGAAAGGCAUGCGAUCGCUCUGGGUUGCAGGUUCAUCAUGGUGAUCGUUGGGAGGAUGGGUGCAACAGCUGUCAGUGCAUGAACGGAAACAUCAGAUGCACUAAAGUGCAUUGUGGUCGUCAGCCCUGCUUGUUGCAGUCAGACUCUGGUGAGCUACAGCGUCCUGUGUGUUCACUUGGACUGGAGUGUGUAGAGCAUCAUUUCCUGUCUUGCCUUCAUCCACCAUGCAAUCAUCUGGGUGUAUGCUCCACUCGUGAACAUCUACAGCCCUUCAGCACUCCGUGCCUACCCAACAAUGGCUACCUAGAUGACAACUGUGCUCGAGUCACGCUUGUAUUUGACUCUGACAGUGUCCCGCAGGGCACUACUGCUGAAGGUGUCUGCACACAGCUAACGUAUCUGCCAAUCACACGAACCCUGGCCAAAGACCACUCCCUCUACAUUCUUUGUGACCAAUCACCUUCCAGCCAAAAUGCAGUGGAGGUUGCUAUGUCAUAUGAGCAAAACACCGUUGUUGAGGGACGAGCUCAGAUACAGGAUGUUGUCCACUCCAUCAUUGAUGUUCUGUCCAAACCUCACAACAGCACGUUACUGUUGGCUGUGAGAGAGGUCAGAGUUGACACUCAGGACCCGCGUCCUCAAGUCGGUUACCUCAUCCCAUUGCUGUGUGUGCUGUUUGUGGUAUUAUGGAUCUCAUGUGUCAUCAUCUGCGUGUGGUGGUUCAGAAGACGCAGGAAAGCUAGACAAAGAGAGGACACGCAGAUGGAGGAGAGCAUCAACAACCAGCGCGGGACACUACUGAGCACUCGCAUGCCUCACAAAGACAACACAGACCCGCUGCAGGAGAACAAGAACCUGUUUUACCCUCUGGAUCGGGUUGGAGACGGAGCUGAGCGAGAGGAAGAGGAGGAAGAGGGAGAUGAAGAGAGCGACAGAGGGCUGGUUCUGCAUAAGUGCUCAUCUCUUGAGUACACUAAAGGGGACGCAGUGUACACUAUUCACACUACAGCCCAAAAUCAGCCAAACAGGACACACUACAGCAGCAAAGAAAACUGCUGCAAGAACAAUGUGAACGAGAGUUUAAGCGAGCACAUGAAAGAUCAUUACGUAUGAAAGAACCAGACAAACAAGAAAAA
Molecule: messenger RNA, 3885 nt
Organism: Sinocyclocheilus anshuiensis
Lineage: Eukaryota; Metazoa; Chordata; Actinopteri; Cypriniformes; Cyprinidae
Product: protein jagged-2-like
Exons: 26
Coding region: 161-3862 (1233 amino acids)
Biological process (GO): heterophilic cell-cell adhesion; multicellular organism development; Notch signaling pathway
Cellular component (GO): protein-containing complex; plasma membrane
Molecular function (GO): Notch binding; calcium ion binding
Source: RefSeq, a predicted model, not a curated record